UUAUAAGGUGUUUAUAUAGAACUGAAAAGUUAGAUGUAACAAUAUGUGUAUGCAUUUGAUCAUUAAGUGAUUACUAUGGAGUAAUUAGUAAAAUCAGCUUGGAUCUGACAUUUAAAAUAUAUAGCUAACCCUGGCUCUCUAUCCCAAAGAACUGGGCAUGGAACUGAAGCCCCUAACAAGACAGAGGCCAAAAUAAAUAUACUUGUAUCAUACAGAGAGAAACAAUAUUAUUUCCCUUCAUCAUUACAAGGGACAUAUGUACUGUUACACUCCUAAAAUAUGAUCAAUAAGAAAUUUGAAAAAAUGAACUAAUCCAGUUUGUAAUUUAAUUGCAAAGCAAACAAAUACAUAUGCUUCAAAAAUCCUCCUUGCACUGAAAGAAGCAUGAUGCUAUGUAAGAAUGAAUAUUCAUGACAACACAUCAUCAAGUGUAUAUAGCCUGCUGGCAGUAAUCUGGCUGCUGGCUGCUGGACUCAUCAUCAUUAAGAGACUAUAGUUUCAUAUGCAGUGUCUUACUCACAUGCUUUAAGGAAACAAAUUGCUUUAAUUGUAUUUUUGAUGCUGAAAAGCAUUUAACCCUCAUUCAGCAGUAUAAUAGGUAGAAAGGCUCAGGUAGCCAACUUGGUAGCACACUGUGUGAGUGCAUUGCCGAGAUCAUUGCUGAGCAAAUGAAGGCUGAAGUAGGCAGUUCCCCGUGUGCCGAGUUCCCUGGCAAAAAGAAGAGUCUUAUUGAGGAUUCAAGGGAAGAGAAUGGGCUAUCAGAAGAAUCAUCUGGCCAGAAAACCUCUAUCAAGGAUGAUGGUAGUAAUGAAGGUAUCUGUACUCUGAAUCUCAUAUUUAGCAUCAAGAAUCCUGGUACAAGUGGACUUGCCACCUGCCUUGAGGUCCUAAAGAAAUUUGAAGCUCACAUCAGUCACAUUGAGACCCGACCUGCUGCAAAGUGGAAAAACAAAGGACAUGAUCUGGAAUGUUUUGUCAAAUGUGACCUUCACAGUUCCUAUGCGACCAUGUUGGUUGCUGAUUUGGAUAAAGUUGCAGAUGAUGUGCGGACAGCCACAGAGGAAAAAGUUCCUUCUUUUCCAAGAAAACUACAAGACCUGGAUAAGUGCCAUCAGCUAAUUAUUAAAUAUGACCCUCAUUUGGAUCAGGAUCACCCUGGAUUUGGUGAUCAGGAAUAUAAGAAACGUAGAACAUUCUUUGCAGAGCUGGCAUUUAAUUACAAAAAUGGAGACAUCCUUCCAAGGGUGGAGUAUACAGUGGAAGAAACUGCUACUUGGAAGCAAGUUUACAAAACCCUACGCAACCUCUAUCCAGAUUAUGCAUGCAAGCAGUACAUAAAUUCCCUGCAACUGUUGGAGAAAUAUGGCAUUUUUAGAGAAGAUUCUGUUCCUCAACUUCAGGAUGUGUCAAACUUUUUGAAAGAAAGAACAGGAUUUACACUGAGACCAACUGCGGGAUUAUUAAUUGCAAGGGAUUUCCUGGCCUGUCUUGCAUUUCGGGUGUUUCCAACUACUCAGUACCUCAGGCACCCCUCGGCUUUUAUGCAUUCCCCUGAGCCGGACUGCUGCCAUGAAAUGCUAGGACAUAUUCCCAUGCUGUCUGACAAGGAGUUUGCACAGUUCUCCCAGGAUAUUGGACUUGCUUCACUUGGAGCUUCCGACGCUGAUAUAAAGAAACUUUCAACUCUCUACUGGUUCACCGUGGAGUUUGGGCUCUGCUGGCAGAAUGGAUCAAUAAAAGCCUAUGGAGCAGGGCUUCUUUCUUCUUAUGGAGAGCUGCUGUAUGCUUUCACAAAUAAGCCGGAGUACAGGCCCUUUGACCCAGAAAUGACAGCAGAUCAGCCUUACCAGGACACAACCUUUCAGUCUGUCUACUUUGUGUGUGAAAACUUUGAAGACUCCAAGGAAAAACUUAAAGAAUACGCUAUGAAAAUGAAGAGGCCCUUUUCUAUUCGUUAUGAUUCCUUUACCGGAAGUAUUGAAGUUCUGGAUUCUCUUCAAAAAGUCAAGGACUCAUUCAGCAAUAUAAAAGCCGAGCUGAGGAACUUGUCCUUUGCACUUGGCAAAAUCUGCCAAAAUGAAUAGAGCAUAGAAAGAAAAAACAGGAGUGCAGCUCCUACAGCUAUAACUCACACGUUAUGUGAUCAGUUAUCCAGAAAGCUCCAAAUUAAUGGAUGGCCAUCUCCCAUAGACUCUAUUCUAAUCAAAUAAUUACAUUUUUUUUUUUUUUUAAAUGAUUUCCUGUUUCUCUGUAAUAAAACCAUGCCUUGUAACCAAUGACAACUUAGAUACAGGUAUCUCUUAUCCGGAAACCCAUUAUCCAGAAAGCUCCGAAUUACGGAAAGCCCGUCUUCC
Molecule: messenger RNA, 2354 nt
Organism: Xenopus tropicalis (tropical clawed frog)
Lineage: Eukaryota; Metazoa; Chordata; Amphibia; Anura; Pipidae
Gene: th2
Product: tyrosine hydroxylase 2
Exons: 12
Coding region: 669-2084 (471 amino acids)
Biological process (GO): aromatic amino acid metabolic process
Cellular component (GO): synapse
Molecular function (GO): oxidoreductase activity, acting on paired donors, with incorporation or reduction of molecular oxygen, reduced pteridine as one donor, and incorporation of one atom of oxygen; monooxygenase activity; iron ion binding
Source: RefSeq, a predicted model, not a curated record